AUGUCGCUCCGAUCCGGCGGCCGCCAGCUAUCCUUCGAGCUCCUCGCGGGCGACCUCACCGCCGACGACCCGGACGACAUCUCCCCGCGCUCUCUGCCCGACACCACAUCAGAUGGCCAGCGCCGGCGCAGGAGGCGGUCCAAGCGCAAGCGUGGGUUCCGGAGCCCCCCGAUCGACGAGGCGGCCUCGGAGGGGGAGCAGCAGCCGCGCGUGGAGGGCGGCGGCGACUCGGCCGCGGCGUUCAGGGUCCCAGGAUCUGAGAGGAGCGUCUCCGGGGCCGGGAGGGUGUUGGCGGCGUCCGCGGAUGAUGGGACCAGCAGCUGCGGCAGCAGCACGCGGGAGAGUGCAGCAGCUGCUGCGGCGGCGGUGGCGGAUGUGGCGGCCAUGGCGUGGCAGCCUGAGGCGAAUGGGGGCAUGAAGAAGAAGCUGGAGAAGGAGUCGUCGCUGGAUUGGGAGAAGUACAUGAAGGAUAAUAGCAACAUUCUCGGAGAAGUUGAGCGCCUUGAUAACUCACCAUUCAGAUAUUUCCUUGGGGAACUAUAUGGUGGUAAUUCACUAAGAAGCACAAUUGCAGUGGGCAAUGAGAAGAAGCGACAGCGGGUGUACAACACUAUGUUUCAUGUCCCAUGGAGAUGUGAGCGGGAAGUUUCGGCCCCAAAUGCUGCUGAUUUAUCAGAUUAUGGAUGUUUUGUAGUUCUAGCCCUUGGAGUUGCUUCUUUGCAAAUGAUAGAUAUUAGCUUAAUUUACCAUGUCAUUCGUGGUCAGGGCACGAUCAAGCUUUAUGUCGUAUACAACGUACUAGAGAUCUUUGACAAACUCUGUCAAUCAUUCGGUGAGGAUGUGCUGCAAGUUCUGUUCAACUCCGCUGAGGGGUUGUCAGCAUGCUCGACAGAUAAUGUGACAUUUGAACUGAUGCGGUUCAUUUUGGACGAGGCGAUAGCCGCGAUCACCCUGUCAACAUGUAUUAUUGCCCACAACAAUGCAUUAUUGGCUCUACUGGUAUCAAACAAUUUUGCUGAGAUAAAAAGUAAUGUAUUUAAGCGUGUUAGCAAAGAGAAUCUUCAUAGUUUGGUAUACUAUGACAUCAUUGAGCGAUUUCACAUCACGGCCUUUCUGCUAUUUGUUCUUGCUCAAAAUAUCUUGGAAGCAGAGGGUCCAUGGUUUGACAGCUUUCUUACUAAUGCAUCAUUGGUGUUUUUGUGUGAAGUACUUAUCGAUGCUAUCAAACAUUCAUUCCUUGCAAAAUUUAAUGAGAUAAAGCCAGUUGCUUAUUCAGAGUUUUUGGAAGAUCUUUGCAACCAGAUUUUGAAUGACAAAUCUGAUGACCAUAAGAAGGACCUAACAUUCAUCCCCCUUGCCCCAGCUUGUGUUGUAAUUCGUGUAUUGACCCCGGUAUAUGCUACCCUCCUUCCUGCUGGCCCAUUUAUCUGGAGAAUAUUCUGGAUUUUACUUUGGUCAGUUCUGACCUAUUUUAUGCUCGCCAUAUUCAAGACAAUCGUGGGAUUGAUACUGCGCUGCCUUGCAAAUUGGUAUGUAAAUCUACGGCUCACAAGAAAACAACAUGUGGAUUGA
Messenger RNA from Miscanthus lutarioriparius, 1572 nucleotides. The record is from the annotation of a GenBank genome assembly. NCBI's taxonomy places the organism in Eukaryota, Viridiplantae, Streptophyta, Magnoliopsida, Poales, Poaceae.